ACAACAACCAGCGCGUUCGACUACCCAGCGCGUUCAACAACGAGACCAUGGGACCCAAAGGAACUCCAGUCGCGGGCGGUUCAGCCGAAGGCAAAGCAGCCACAGCAGUUGCUGAAUCUGCACCGCAGAAUGUCGCGCUCUACCCUCUCACCCUUUUCGACAAAAUGGCGGAAAGCUCGGCGUUGGGCAAGUCGUGGGUUGUGGAGGGGCUGUUGGAUGUUGAGAAGUUGAGAUGUGCCUUGGAUCGGAUUGUAGCCAAGUGGCCUAUGUUGGCUGCUAGAGUCGAGGUAUUGGUUCCUAGAAAGAGGUUCCAACUUCGUAUUCCAUUGGGUGAACUCCCAGCUGGAUACAAGGCUUAUGGCCUAACAUCGACGACGUCGGACGUGCCACUCUCGCAUUACACCAAAAUCCCGCUUCCGGCUUUCAGCGAGUACCUCCCCGAGCACCUCUUCAUCGCGCCCGAAAGGAUGCCGCUGGGCGACCUGCAGUCCUUCUCGGACGCGGACGCCCCUCUUACGCACUGGCACAUCACCCACUUCAAGCAGGAAGGCGCAGAGUAUUCAUGUAUCGGUGUGCACUACAGCCAUGGGGUGUUUGAUGGACUUGGGUUUGCGAUUCUUACCAAGGCGCUGCAGGCGGAGUUGUUGGGGAGGGAGUGGGAGGCGCCGCCGCUGCCUAAGCCUGGCAAGAACGAGAACCCGGUUGAGAAAGUGGUUGAGGAGGCGGCGAGGGAGGCCAAGGCCAAGUCUGGUGGGAAGUUGCCAGAGUGGAAUAAUUUUGCGUGUGUGGGUGCGUGGGGCAUUAUUUGCUUCCUGUGUUUCCAUCUCUGGCAGAAGUGGAGGUAUGGGAUUGGGGAUUAUAAGAUUAUUCUGCCCUAUAAAGUGCAUACGGGCUUGGUUGAGAAGACGAGGAAGGAGUUGGAGGAGUCUGGUGUUAAGGAUGUUCGGUUGACGAGUGGGGAUGUUAUUUCUGCAUGGGUGAUCAAGUCCCUCCUUGGAUUCGGAAGUUCCCCCCGCCGAACCCUAGGCCUGAACAACAUCGCUUCUUUCCGCUCAGAAUGGAGCGACGAGCUCGCUCUGUACCCCCACAACGCGUACACCGGAAUCCCCCUCCCCAUGCUCACCUUUGGUGACGUCGCCAAACUCCCGAUCCACGAACUAGCCCUGAUAUUCGCCAAGAGCCGCGCAGGCUCGAGGGUCCCCGACGCCGUAGCCCUCUGGAACCUCCUUGACACGGCCGACAAGAAGAAAGUGGGCGCCGUCAUCCCCGAGCACUCGAUCGCCCAAGAGUCAUUAUCCGUUUCGAACGUCUCUAUUGCCCGGUUUACUGAUAUGGAUUGGAGUGGAGCUGGAGGCGGAAGGGUUGUUGGGUAUUAUAGGAUGUGGCCGAAUGCGCAGCUCAAGUUGGUGAAUAUGGUUGGGAUUGCUGGGCGCUUGACGGAUGGGGAUCUUGUUAUUACUGUUGUAGCGAAUAGGAGGAGGGGGGAGAGGUUGAGGACUGAGGUGGAAAAGUUGAUUGAGAGGUUCCAGGGUUGA
Messenger RNA from Coprinopsis cinerea okayama7#130, 1535 nucleotides. RefSeq lists its product as hypothetical. NCBI's taxonomy places the organism in Eukaryota, Fungi, Basidiomycota, Agaricomycetes, Agaricales, Psathyrellaceae. The coding region runs from base 48 to 1535 and encodes 495 amino acids. The record is from RefSeq and is a predicted model, not a curated record. The transcript has 3 exons.